AUGGCCGCGGGCAAGUUGGACAGCGAUGGGGCUGUCCUGUGGUCCUGGCAGGAAGGAACCACGGACGAAGAUGCCUUGUCCGACGCCGCUGCGACGGACGACGGUGGCGUGGUGUUCGCAGGGUUUUUUAACGGCACACUCAACGGGGUCGCCUCCGAAGGGUUGGGAGAUUUCAUUGCGAUAAAGUUCGACUCAGACGGAACUGAGGAAUGGCGAUGGCAGGACGGGACCGAGAUGGACGAAGGCAUCACAACGUGCAGCAAGACAGCAGACGGAAACGUGGUGCUGACGGGCUCGACCCUGGGAGACUGGGUCGAGACAAACACGGGGCUAUGGGCGCUUGUGGCGGUCAAGCUAGACGUUACCGACGGGAGUGUCAUCUGGCAAUACCAGGCGGGGGUGCCAUCACAAAGCGUUGUGUCGCGCGGGUCCGCCUCGCGAGCGGACGGAUCGAUCGUGAUUGGGGGUGUAACCGACGGAGACUGGGACGGAGAGUUGACCGGGUUCACCGAUUUCUUUACGGUGGCCCUGGACGAAGAUGGUUCGGAGCUAUGGCGGUUCCAGGACGGCAGCCUCUUGAGUUCAAGCUCAGCAUGGGGCGUGGCAGCCCUCUCGGACGGCUCUGUGGUGCUCGCGGGAACCACAGACGGUAACUACGCCGGAACGAACGCGGGGGCACAAGACUUUGCAGUUGUCAAGCUGACCGAAGAGGGUGUGCUUGACUGGACUUGGCAGGAUGGGACACCGUACGACGAAAGCUUCGAAGGAGUGGCGACCGGAAUCGACGGCACCUCCAUGGUUUUCGCUGGCUACACCUUCGGGACCUGGGCGGCAGCGCAAGCCGAGGACGAGGACGACAUGGACGCCGUGGGCAUGUCCAUGGAUGGCGACGGCACUUUGCUGUGGACGUAUCAGGCCGGCACCACCAAUCACGACAACUUCAUCGGCGUCGACGUCGGCCCCGACGGAGCCGCGCUGCUUGCGGGCUUCUCCGCAGGGACGUGGGAGGACCCCACGGCUGAUUUCUAUGCUGACUUCGCCGGGGUUUUGAUCGAGACGGGCGCCGUGCCCGCCACCCCGGCGCCGGCCGACGACAUCGUGAUCACGCCAUCAACUCCUUUUCCUGUCACAGGCACUUCGGGAGAUACUUCGGAAGGGUCUUGCGGCGACGGCGAGUCGUUCCUCAUAACGUCGGACGUGCUGCCCGUUGUCCAGGGGUGCUACCAGCAAACAACUUUGUCGUUCGACGACGGGGGCCAGUACGAAGAGUACACCGUCAGUGGCCUGACCGAGUGGGAGCACAUAACCAUGUUCGGGAGCUCCUCCGCCUUUGCUGAUGACGACGGCGAUGAGGCGACCUCGACGGCACCGGCACCUACGAAGACGUUACCGACGAGGAGGUUUCGAUGGACUGUGGGUGCACUGGCACCGCCCCCGCACCCGUUGUAA
Molecule: messenger RNA, 1449 nt
Organism: Ectocarpus siliculosus
Lineage: Eukaryota; Phaeophyceae; Ectocarpales; Ectocarpaceae
Source: the annotation of a GenBank genome assembly